Molecule: messenger RNA, 3734 nt
Organism: Aspergillus affinis
Lineage: Eukaryota; Fungi; Ascomycota; Eurotiomycetes; Eurotiales; Aspergillaceae
Exons: 5
Biological process (GO): nucleoside metabolic process
Molecular function (GO): protein binding; catalytic activity
Source: RefSeq, a predicted model, not a curated record
AUGGCGACUACAACUAGAAGAUUUCUUCAUCAGGAUUACACGGUCGCAUGGAUCUGUGCCCUUCCCUUGGAGAUGGCCGCGGCUGCAGCCAUGCUAGAUGAGAGACAUUACGAUUUACCGGCGAGGCCAAACGAUAGUAACACAUACAUCCUAGGUCGGAUAUAUGGUCAUAAUGUGGCUAUUGCAUGCCUUCCAUCGGGUGUUUAUGGUACAACCUCCGCCGCAACAGUGGCUACACAAAUGCAGUCCACUUUCGAAUCGAUACGCUUCGGCCUCAUGAUAGGCAUCGGAGGGGGGGUUCCAAGCGGAAAAGUUGAUAUUCGGCUGGGUGAUGUGGUGGUUAGCAAGCCGACAAGGGAAUCAGGAGGGGUCAUACAGUACGAUUAUGGGAAAACAGUGACUGGUGGCCGCUUUGAACGUAUUGGCGUACUGAAUAAGCCACCACCAGUGCUUUUAACAGCGGUCUCGAGACUACAAGCAGAGCAUGAGUUGGGGCCAAGCAGAAUCCCUGCUCUUCUUUCAGAGGCGGUAGACAGGAACCCCAGGAUGAGAGAGAAAUUCGCAUAUCGCGGUGAAGAUCAGGAUCUAUUGUUUGAUUCUGAAUACGACCAUACUGACUUAGGAAAAACUUGCGGCAACUGCGAUACAAGGAGACUCGUAGCACGACCUGCUCGAGCUAGCCAUGAUCCGGUUAUCUAUUACGGUCUGAUUGCCUCUGGAAACCAAGUGGUGAAGCAUGGCCUCAGCAGAGAUACCCUGGCCCGGGAACUUGACAUUCUCUGCUUUGAAAUGGAGGCGGCUGGCUUGAUGGACAACUUCCCUUGCCUCGUGAUUCGAGGGAUAUGCGACUAUUCCGACUCGCAUAAAAACAAACAGUGGCAAGAAUACGCAGCAGCAACGGCUGCUGGUUACGGCAAAGAGCUUCUCUCUGUGGUCCAUGCAAGCCAUGUGGUGGACACUCUACCAGCAGGCUCAAUUUCCGACGAUGGCCCAGAAGGCGGGGGAUUACUCGAGCGGAUUUCAAAAUAUGAUCACGAGAAAAUUCAUCGAAGACUCACUCGGAAACGACUCACCGGCACCACGCACUGGUUCCUUGAUCACCCGGAUUUCAAAGCUUGGUUCACUGAGAAGAGAAUUUCCAGUUUGUGGUGCUCGGGGAAGAUUGGCUCGGGCAAAACGAUGAUAGCAACCGCAGCGAUAGACGCAGCGAAGUAUGAGCUCGGCUGUCCCACCGUCUUUUUUUAUUGCGAGAAUGAGCAUCAUGCAGCACUUGACGCGUCGUCUAUUCUCUCCAGUUUCAUCAAACAACUCUGUGAAUUCCUGUGCCGGACGUCCAAAUCUUUCCCGGAAGAUAUCGCAAGAGAGAUUGGGAAGUUCUUUGGACACAAGAGAGUCCAGCCAGAUCUUGAAGAUCUAAAAGAUAUUUUUACCCGCUUUUUCGACUGCGUGUCGGAAACGAUAUAUGUCGUUGAUGGGAUUGAUGCUUUGGAUCAGGAACAUGCCAAAUCCCUUUUGGAGCUCUUCAGGUCUAUAUUCCAUGACUCCGGGACCCAGCAAGGAUCGCGCAUUUUGUUGCUAAGCAGGGAUCAAGUUCCAGGAUACAUAAACAUCGCUACAUUCAUGCCUGGAAUUCGUCAGAUCUCGACAUCAGCCAAUGUCAUGCAGGAUAUCGGGACCUACGUCGAAUCAAGCAUCACUGACAAGACUAUGUGCCGAAAACUUACUGAUGACCCUCUACUGAUAGAAGAGGUUCAGCGGAGGCUUCUUGCAGAGUCGUCGGGAAUGUUUCUAUGGGUAUAUCUCCAGCUGGAGAUUCUUUGGGACACAUGCCACACGGAUGCAGAAAUACGGUCCGCAUUAUCUGCGCUACCAAGGGGCCUGGAAGACACAUAUGAGCGUUGUAUUGAGAGAAUCAAUUGCAAGGACAGCCGUGCUCUCAAAGUACUCAAAUGGGUUAGUUUUACGACCAGUCCGCUUCAUAUCGAAGAAUUGCGAGAGGCGAUCGCCUUUGACUCAGAAGACACUGCAUGGAAUGCCGAGAAGAUUCCACGAAAGGAAUUUGUUGUCGGCUGUUGUGCAAACCUUGUUGUCGUGGAUUCCACUGACGAUCGUGUGCGAUUUGCACAUUCCUCGGUAAAACAAUAUCUCGAGAAAAGCCGAGAAAGGAACGUUAUCCAAUGGUAUCCAACCACAGCACAGGGCGUCCUAGAGUGUGGAGAGUUCUGUGUUGCUUAUCUUUCUUUCUCGGACUUUAGUCUUCAACUAAGCACGAGAAGGAAUGAAAAAGCUACAGUUGCUGUUCCAUCCCCCAUCUUACUUGCGCAAAAAACCCUCCCUGGAUCGUUCACCAGACGCCUCUUCCGAGAGCCUCGGAAUCAGAACCGUUCCGUCUCCGUGCCAUUCCGUGGGAUACGCACAGCAUCAACUCCAGAUCGAACACAGUACAAGUUUCUCGAUUACGCCGUCACAAACUGGGCCGUGCAAACCAAACAGAUACCUCGUACAUCAUUAAUAUGGGAGAAGUUUGAACGGCUCGCAAUGUGUUUCAAUGAAACCUGGAAUUUUCACCCUUGGGUCCCUGGCGGCCGUUCGGCAUUCUCUCAUCUCCAUAGUCUCUUUGGAUGGGCAGUGAAGGAGCAACAUGAACCUCUUCUGACAAUAGCACAAGGUGCAGGAAGUAACUUACAGCGUGUUUGUAAUCUUCCGCUAAUCGGUGAAAGCCUUCCUGCACUGCAUGUCGCGGCAAAACUUGGGUAUAAAGCAACGAUAAAGAUUCUUCUGAGUUUCUGCGAAGUAAAUUUGCCAAACCUAGAAGGAUAUACGGCUUUGCAUUAUGCAGCAAGCAAAGGUCAUAUUGAAAUCUGCGAAUUGCUUUCAAGCGCAAAGCGAAUAAAAGUGAACGCCCCAUCAAAAUCUCAAUGCACACCACUCUGGCUGGCUGCGGGUAACGGACAUAAGGAUGUCGUGUCACUCCUUAUAGAGAAGCAAGGGGAUAUUGAGGCAAAGGACGCUUCUCUCCAACAGACGCCUCUGUCACGGGCUGCACGAAAUGGGCACGAUGUGGUAGUUGAACUUCUGCUUGAGAAAGGAGCAAAGUUAGAGUCACAAGAUGCGGAAGGCCGAACACCUCUAUCGUGGGCCGUAGAAAGAUGGCAUGAAACGAUAAUGAAAUUGCUGCUCGAAAAAGGUGCCAAGGCGAAUAACAAAGAUAUCGAUAUUCAAAAAAUGCUACUGUGGGCGGCAAAAAAAGGGUAUGAGGUGGUCUUCAGCUUACUUUCCACGAACACUGCGGACCUCAACCUUGCAGAUAACGGUGGUCGAACAUUACUCACAUGGGCCGCCUGGAACGGCCAUGAGGCAGUGGUAAAAUUGCUGCUGGAAAAGGGUGCUCAUAUUGAGGCUACAGAUAAAGAAUGGGGUCGGACACCACUCUCAUGGGCCGCUGGGAACGGCAAUGAGGCAGUGGUAAAAGCGCUGCUGGAAAAGGGUGCUCAUGUUGAGGCUACGGAUAAGGAAAGGGGUCGGACACCACUCUCAUGGGCCGCUGGGAACGGCCAUGAGGCAGUGGUAAAAGCGCUGCUGGAAAAGGGUGCUCAUGUUGAGGCUACAGAUGAAGGAUGGGGUCGGACACCACUCUUAUGGGCCUCCAGGAACGGAUAUGAGGCAGUAGUAAAAGUGCUGCUUGAGAAGGAUGCUCAUAUUGAGGCUACAGAUAAAGAAUGGGGUCGGACACC